GAAAGGAAGCGACGGGGGAGCGAAGAGAGGCAAAUCUCCAAGCUAAGGGCCAUGGCUCGUGGGCAGCAGAAGAUCCAGUCCCAGCAGAAGAACGCAAAGAAGGCAGCAGAGAAGAAGAAGGCGCAGGGCGCCGACCAGAAGACUGCUGCUAAGGCGGCUCUGGUCCACACAUGUCCAGUUUGCCGGACGCAGAUGCCUGACCCCAAAACAUUCAAGCAGCACUUUGAAAGCAAACACCCCAAGUCCCCCAUGCCGCCUGAGCUGGUUGAUGUACAGGCGUGAAAGGACCACUAGCCGGAUUGGACCUAAAGUUGGAAACACAGUGACCAUGAAAUGAAUGUUGAAACACAGACUCAAGACUGAAUGAUGCUGGCGAACACUGGGACCCACGGGGAACAAUGGACUAAAUUGUUGGGAAGGGGGUGUAUGUGUGUGUGUGUGUGUGUGUGUGUGAGAGAGACAGCCAGGGGGGCAUGACCUGGAUGAAGGGGGAGAGGUACACCAGCAACCCAGCUGUUAUAUCUAUUUUUUGUAAUAUUGUGCACAACUACCCUUCCUCUUCUGGGAUGGUGGGGGGAGUGUCAGAGGAAGCAGGAGCAGUAAGUUUGCCUGCUAAGCCAAAAGGAGGUGAUGUUUAAGUAAAUUUCAGACUACUAUAAUUCUCUGCUGAGGACAAAUAUUGCAGAACAAUUGGACUAUUGUUUACAGAGAGCAUUAAUAUGAAUAAGUAACUUUCAAAAGUAUUUUAAUGUCUCCCAGUACUUGGCAAGCCAAUGUCUGGAUUUGCUUUCUUGCUGACACUCCGUGGUCCGCAGUGUUGCGUCGAUGGCACAUUCAAGCCCCCCUUCAUUAUGGAAUUCCUCACCCUCAGUCACAACGUUAUGGGACGGCUGCUUUAUGAAAAUAAAAAUGGGAGUUAUUUUGUACAUUAAUACAAACCUGUAAGUGUUGAAUUACACUGACCCUCUAGCCAAUGGGAGACCCCCUUGAAUGACCUGAAUACUAUAGGCCGGGGGGGGGGGGACGACUCCCUGAGAAUCAGAUAGAGAGAUGUGUGGUGUGUUUUUUCCCAAAUGAGCCCACAGCUCGGCCUCCUCUGUGCUGCUCCGCCUCAGGUGUCCACAUUCAGCGAUACCCAAACAGUACCUCAUGAUCCACCACACGGCUAACAAGUGUUCUGGCGUGUUGCUGAUUUAGCUUUCUCUUCAUAAUGCUACUUCCAUUGGACUUGAGGUUCCCCCAAAACCAUCAUGGCACUGAGAUCGUUGUUUUACUGAAGUCUGCGAGUUUGUUGUAUUCAGACAAGGAGAAAACUCGGCCGGUGUUUUGUUUUUUUUGUUUGUUUUUUUUUUCAACUUAAAUAUGUGCUUAUCCAUGAGUCCAGCUGUUUUUUGUUGUUUUUUUAUGUCUAGUGUGUUAAGGAAUUGUAAGCAGCCCCAAGGACUGAAUUCAAGAUUCUGGUUAAAUGCCAAAACAUUGUUUCCGUUUUGAUUUUCAUAUUUGCUGACAUAAAACGAUUGCUUUGACUGUUUUUUUUUCCUUUUUAUCCUUUUCAAUAAAUUGAGCAAUGUAUUUAAAGAGAUACUUUCAUGCUGUUUCUGAGCACAUUUUUAACAUGGGUGGUUUGAAUCGCAACCGAAAGGUAGGUGUGGUUUUACGAUUUCAUAGCUAUUGGCUACUGAAAUUCAGGGCGGUCGUGUGGGUUAUGGCUGGGUGGGCUAAACACUGGGGCUAAACCGCUUGCCGUAGAAAAAGGGAGAAAUUCACUGGUGACACCCCCCCUCCUGCUCUGUCGUCACUUUACAAAAAAAAAAAAGGCGAGCAAUGAGACCACCGACAGCAGCUUUGAGGUUGAGGAUGUGGAAGACGAUUCCUCUUAGUGGAAGUUGACUACUCCCCUCACG
Messenger RNA from Lampris incognitus (smalleye Pacific opah), 1904 nucleotides. RefSeq names its product Zinc finger protein 706-like. The record is from RefSeq and is a predicted model, not a curated record. The transcript has 4 exons. Lineage: Eukaryota; Metazoa; Chordata; Actinopteri; Lampriformes; Lampridae. Bases 52 to 282 code for a protein of 76 amino acids.